Paramecium primaurelia is the source of this 3490-nucleotide messenger RNA. Lineage: Eukaryota; Ciliophora; Oligohymenophorea; Peniculida; Parameciidae. The record is from the annotation of a GenBank genome assembly.
AUGCUAAAGAAAUUAGUAUUACUAUCACAUCUAAUCUUUACAGUAACUUCAUUUGAAUUGAACAAGAGUGAAACAGAUUUAGAUGUUUAAAUUACUUAUAAAUUUGAAAAUAUUAAUUCCUACAAUGAAAUUAUAUUGAAGAUAACUUUAAAAGGUUCAUAUGUUACAAAAAUUACAAAGCUGAUAUCAAUAACUUUUAGUGAAUUUGAUAUGAGUGAUUCAGAUUUCAAAGCUGAUUGUUAUUAUCCAAUAGAUAUUCAACCUCCUAAAAUAAUUUAUAAUAAGGAUGAUUAAUAAAUUUAAUUUUUUAUGUUAUACCUUACAUAAAUAAAAAAUCCACCAACUCCUGGAAAUAAAAUUAUUAAGAUUGUCAUAAUAAAUGGAAUAAAAACUAUAAAUAUGUUUUUAGUCUUAGAAAUAAAGGACAAUUCAUUAAAAUCUUAAGUUUAAGGGUAUGGUGUCACAUUUGAAAAAUCUUUUCUUUAAGUGUAAUUUGAAUAUGAUUUUUUUUUAAUUGAAUAAAGACCUAUAAUGUUCAACGAUUUAUAUUUUUAAUUAGAAUUUCCAGUAUACACAAGUCGUUUUAUUUAUUGCUCAGAUUUUAUAGGUCUAUCAAAUGGACAAUUUUGUCAAUCUAAAGAUAAUAGUAUAUAUGUUUACAAUAAAAAUGUGGAAUUCCUUUAUAAUGAAAGUCAACAUUCAUUUAUUAUAAAUAACUUUUCUUUUCCAUCAAAUUUAGAAAUAUAUACAGCUAAAUUUAGAAUUUUUGACAGCAAUAACAAAUUAUCAGAAGGAUAAUUCAAUUUUGGUGCAUAUGCUCCAUCUGAAAUAGAAAGAAUAGUAUAAGGUAUAUUUUAAUUAUAAAUUUUAGUAAGCUCUAAUAGUUAUGCUACAUAAUAUACGACUUUAAAAAUAUUGCUUGAUUCUUAAAAAUAUAUACUUGUUAAUUCAGAUUUGUAGGUGACUCUAUCAAAAAUGUUAAAUAUUGAUAAAAUAAUAAUUAAUGAUAUAGAAUAAUCAUUUGUUUAGAAUGAUAAAAUUGUUAUGAUAACUGAAUUUAAUAAUUAAUUAUUAGAAAAAUUUAGAUUAAAAGUUGAAUUCUAAUUUUAUAAUAUAGAAUAUAAAGAAGAUAUAACAUUUUCAUUUUUAAUUAAAAAGAUUAGUGCUAGUUUAAUAGGAGAUAUAAUUUAUUAGAUUAAGCCAAAUGAAUAUAAGAGUUUUAUAAUAAGUAGAGAUACAGAAAUAUUAGAUGAAGAAACAAAUUUAUAUAUAAAUAUUGAAUUAUAAAAUCCAAUUGAAAAUGGUGUUAUAAAUAUCUAAUUUCCCUAAGAAUUAAAUUUAUAGUCAUGGUAAAGUUAAAAUUUAAGUGGAUCAUCAUUUCGUUUUACUUUUUGGAUUAAAAAUCCAUCAAUUAUUUGUUAGACUAGUCGAUUUGAAUCAUAGACUUAUUAAAAUAAUCAAUUUAGAGAAUAAUUAUAUAAAGAUGUAGUUAUGAUACAAUAAUCAAAUUAAUUAAUCAAGAAUGUAUAAAUAUCUUUAAGUAAUUAAUUAACUUUAAGUAAAUCUAAUUUAUCUAUAUCAUUAUAAAGUUAAUAUACGGUUUAAAUUCAUUUUGAGAAUUCAAUUAAUAUUAAUUAAAUCAAAUGUCAAAAUUGUAAAAAGAUUAAUUUUUCAGUUAUAGAAUUAUUAUAAAAUAAUGAUGUAAUUUAUAAUAUAGAAACACCUAGAUCAACUAAAGAUUCAAAAUUAUUAAUUAAAACAUAUGAAAAUUAAUGUUAAAUAAGUUAAAUUGAAUAUAAUUUAGUAUUUAAACCAAAUAAAUAUUAAAUAGUUCCAAAAAUGAUUACUAGAGAAUUAGGUAAAUUAAAUUAAUGGUAAUUUAAUAUUGAAUUACCUUGUGAUAUUAAUGAAUCAGAUAAAUUAAAAAUUAAUUAUCCAUCUUCUUUAAUUUUAUAGUAAAAACUAUAAUGUUAAUUCUUGGAUAUUGGACAAAAUACUUUUGAUUGCAAUAAUGAAAUAAUUAAUUUGCCACUCAUGAAAAAAUAUUAAGUUUUACGUCUAUUCAUUUCAUAACCUUAAAAUCCUACUAAAUCUUAAUUAAUAGAAUGGUAAUUUAUUUUAGAGGAUAAAAAUAAAGAUUAAAUAGCUAUUUUCUAUUCUUAAUUUUAUGAUUGGGAAUUUGAAAAAAUUUAAAUAUCUAAUAUAUAAAUUAUAGAUAAUAGAUUUAUGUAAAUGAAAGAAGCAUUAUUAAGAAUUGUAUUAAAAUUUUAAGUAGAUUAAAUAAAAUAUGAUGGUAAUAUUAUAAUUUAUUGUGAUACUUGUAAAUAAGAAUAGAAUUCAAUUAUAAGUAUAAAUUUAGAAGGUAAUAACUUUAUAGAAAUACCAUUCAGAUUUUUUACUAUUCCGAAUCAAUAUAUCUACUUAUUCUCCUAUAAACUUACAACAUAUUUUAAAGGAGAAAUAUAAUAAUAAGGAUAUUUUAAGUAAACUAUAUCAUUAUCUUGUUCAAAAGAUUGUGAAGAAUGUGAUAAUUAUGAUAUUUGUUUAAAUUGCCUAGUUGGAUAUUUAUAUAAUUUUACUUGUAUAGAUGAAUGUCCUAUAAAUUAUUAUGGAUUAAAUGGUAAAUGCUAUCCUUGUUCAAUUGGAAAGUGUACUACUUGUGCAUAUUUAGAAAAAGAAAUAUGUUUAGAAUGUGAGGAAGAUUUAGAUGUUUAUUUAAAUUAAUGUAUUGUUCAAGAUUAUUAAACAGAUUAAAAUAACAAUAAUUAAACUAAUAAUACUCAAAACCAAUAAAAUAAUAAUUCAAUUAUUGAUGAACAGAUUCUAUUAAUUUAAUAUGAUUUUCCUGGUAUUCUUUUAAUAAUAUUUUUAAUUUGCCUAUAUACUGUUAUUAUUAAGAUUUUAAAUUAUUCUAGUAUUUCUAAAACUAUUUGUUUUUCAUUAUUAUCCCUUUUAGAAAAUGGAAUAGGCAUAUUUCUCAUUAUUAAGUAAUUAUACCAAAUAUAUAUUUUUUAGAUUUUUAAUAUCAGGAUUGUAUGAUUUAGCCUUUUUAUCAAUAUCAUUGUUUGUAUUUCAAAUUAUACUAUAAUUAAAUUGCUUACUAUAAUUAAAACCUUAUAUUAUGUUAGAUACUAAAUAUCAACAAUUAAAAAAAGAUUAUUUAUCUAUAAAAAUUGUGUAUUGGAUAUCAUUUGGAUUCAAUUAUAUAUUCUUCAUUAUUCAAACAUCUAGAUUAAAUAAACAUCCAAAAUGGGAUAGUAGAUGGCAAUAUAAAAAUGAAAUCUUAAGAUAAAUUGCUAAUUCUCUUAGAUAAUCUUUAAUAUAUUCUAUUUUAUAAAUAACUAUUUCAAUAACAACUAUGUUAGAAUUAAGAUAGAUACAUACAACAUUUUUGGAGAUUUUGAGUAUCAAUAUAAUCAACAUAGGAUUUAACUUUUAUCACUAAUAUAAAUUUAACAACUUAAAUAAAAGUGUCUUAUUAAUAGAAUGA